This is a messenger RNA of Amoebophrya sp. A25, 1111 nucleotides long. The record is from the annotation of a GenBank genome assembly. Lineage: Eukaryota; Dinophyceae; Syndiniales; Amoebophryaceae.
AAUGAAGUGGUUUAAGAGCGAGGGCCCAGGUCAUGCUUAUGCGCACGUACCCGCUUCGAGCAUGAAGGUGCAGAGGGCCAAGAGCGCAGGCGAUGUCAGGAAUUUGAAGUUAUGGGGGACAAGUGCUCGACGUAGAAAUAAGGGGCCUCUCGACGUGGAAAUCGACGUAGGUUUCCUUUUAUUUGAUUUUUGUCGUCCUUACUUCUGCAAGGUAGAUCAUGUCUAGUAGAUCUAGAUUAUCUACUUUAGAGAAAAGGAUGACUCGUCAUCCACUCGUCCCAACUAGCAAGGAAAACUCGGCACCCGCCACUCCCACAUUACUAAAGAAAAGGAAAACUCGUCAUCCACUCCCAAACACCCUUACUCGUGAAUGGAAGUAACCAAUUCGAUUAUAUUUGUUAAUCGAAUGAAUCAUGCUACAGCGUGCACUUUUCUUCUAUUCCCGCCACACAUCCUCUAAUCUGUACGCACGUAACGCACAGUGUGAUGCCGUACGCUAGCCGGUUUUUGAAUAACAGGGUUCCUCCAGGUGGUGGCCCGUUAAUGCGGACGAGCUGGAGCGGUCAGUACAUGGAAUGGCUCUGGAGUACAGGGUAUUAUCGCUUUGAUUUUAUUUGGACAGUACAUGGAAUGGCUCUGACGUACAGAACAGGGCAAUUAGGCUACUAAACAGGGUAAAAGUUUGAAUUUUUCUAAGGCCAAGUAACAAGAGCGAGGUUAUGGAUUCCUCUUUCUUUCUCUACUCGAUAGUUCUUUGGUUCUCCCUUCCAACAUUAAUCAAUCUUUCUCGAAAGACCCUGCAUGAAUCAGUCAGAAAGACAAAACUUAUUCGCGUGCACCUUCUUCAGAAAACUACAUCUCCAUUAUGCCUUAGGUACCUUAUUUGUCAUAGAUAUCAAACCUGUCGUCGUUCAGACACGACGACUAAAAUCCCUAUAGAAAAGUCUAUACCUCCCUCAGGCACGAUUUUGGGCAUCGGCAUAGUAGCAAUUUGAAGAAUGGGAGUAGUAUCUUCUUCAACCCCAAGGCUUCGCAGAAGGGAGAUGACAAGAAUACUACUUACAAGUGGGAUACGAAAAACAGCAUGGCCGAGCUCUAUUUAUGGCUUUGA